This is a messenger RNA of Plasmodium gaboni, 1629 nucleotides long. RefSeq names its product putative T-complex protein 1, gamma subunit. Bases 1 to 1629 code for a protein of 542 amino acids. Gene Ontology annotation, cellular component: chaperonin-containing T-complex. The record is from RefSeq and is a predicted model, not a curated record. Gene Ontology annotation, biological process: protein folding. Lineage: Eukaryota; Apicomplexa; Aconoidasida; Haemosporida; Plasmodiidae. The transcript has 2 exons. Gene Ontology annotation, molecular function: ATP-dependent protein folding chaperone; ATP binding; ATP hydrolysis activity.
AUGUUAAAAAAUCCAGGUACAGUGUUGGUUUUUAAACCUAAUACAAAAAGGGAGGAAGGAAGAAAAACACAGUUAUCAAAUAUACAGGCAAGCCGAGCCGUGAGCGAUAUUGUUAAAACGACUCUGGGUCCUAUGGCAAUGUUGAAAAUGAUGUUAGAUCCUCUUGGAGGUAUUGUUAUUACAAAUGAUGGAAAUUGUAUAUUAAGAGAAGUAGAUGUUGCUCAUCCAGCUGCUAAAUCUUUGAUUGAAUUAAGUAGAUCACAAGAUGAAGAAGUUGGUGAUGGUACUACAUCAGUUGUAAUUUUAUCAGGUGAGUUGUUAAAUGUGGCUGAAAGCUUUUUGAGGCAGAAUAUUCAUCCUACUAUAAUUGUAAAUUGUUAUAUGAACGCUUUGAAUAGUUGUAUAAAAUAUUUAGAAGAGAUAUCAAUAGAUAUAGAUGUAAAUAGUGAAUCUGAUUUAAUGAAAGCUAUUGAUUCAUGUUUAAGUACUAAAUUUGUGAAUAGAUAUAAUAGGAUAGUUAGUAAAUUAGCUUUAGAAGCAACUCGAUGUGUAAAAAUAGAUAAUUUAAUGGGUAGAAAAGAAAUUGACAUAAAAAGAUAUGCUAAGGUUGAAAAGAUACCAGGAGGAGAUAUAACAGAUAGUUAUGUUCUUAAAGGUGUUAUGAUAAAUAAAGAUAUUACACAUCCUAAAAUGAGACGUUAUAUUAAGAAUCCACGAAUAUUAUUAUUAGAUUGUACUUUAGAGUAUAAGAAAGCAGAAAGUCAAACGAAUGUAGAGAUAUUAGAUGAGAAGACAUGGAAUGAAUUAUUAUUACAAGAAGAAAUAGAAGUAAAGAAAAUGUGUGAAUAUAUUAUAGAUAGUAAAUGUGAUAUAGUAAUUACAGAGAAAGGUGUUUCUGAUUUAGCUCAGCAUUUUCUUGUAAAGAAAAAUAUUAGUGUUAUAAGAAGAGUUAGAAAAACUGAUUUGAAUAGAUUAGAAAGAGUAAGUGGUGCAAAGAUAGUUAAUAGAUGUGAAGAAAUUAUUGAAAGUGAUAUAGGUACCAAAUGUGGUUUAUUUGAAAUAAAAAAAAUAGGUGAUGAUUAUUAUUCUUUUUUUGUUGAAUGUGAAGAUCCACAUGCAUGUACCAUAUUAUUAAGAGGAUCUACAAAAGAUGUUUUGAAUGAAAUUGAAAGAAAUUUACAUGAUGGAAUGAAUGUAGCUAAAAAUAUUCUAAUGGAAGGAAAAUUAUUAUAUGGAGGUGGAUGCACAGAAAUGAGAGUAGGUCAACAUUUAAUAAAAGAAGCAGCUAAAUUUGAUGAUUCAAGAAAAAGCAUAACAGAAGCUGUUGGAAGUGCAUUAGAAAUAAUACCAAAAAUAUUAGCUCAAAAUAGUGGAGUUAAUGUUGUUAAAACAAUGAAUGAAUUAAGAAUAAAACAUGAACAAGAAGGUGGUCAAGAAUUUGGGGUUGAUGGUAUAACAGGAGAUAUUAUUAAAGUGUCAACUAAAAAUAUUUGGGAUUUAUUAUCUGUAAAAAAACAAAUAUAUAAAAGUGCUAUAGAAGCAGCAGCUAUGAUCUUAAGAAUUGAUGAUGUUGUUAGUGGAAUUGGAAAAGAUGACAAAACUCAAAAAACAAUAAAAAAUGAAUUUUAA